GAUGACACUGGUGAUGACUCUGGAGAUGACACUGGAGAUGACACUGGUGAUGACUCUGGAGAUGACACUGGUGAUGACUCUGGAGAUGACACUGGCGACGAUUCUGGUGACAAUUCCGGUGAAGAUUCCGGCGAAGAUACCGGAGAUGAUUCUGGUGACUCUGAUGAUGGCUCAGCUACCACUACCUCGCCUGCCACUUCAUCCUCCGCGUCUCCAGCUGCCAGCUCAAGCGCAGCUGUCUCGGAACUGUGCAGCCCCCAAUGCACUGAAUGCCUGUCAACUGACACAACCGAUACCUCAGGCACGUCAUUCAGACGGUCCGGUCUAUUCAGCAGAGGGCUCGCUCAAAGGGCCUCCAGCUUUCUCGCCUGGAUGUCCACCCAGAUGCAGACCGCACAGCCCCUUGUCAAGAGCACUAGCGGCGUAACUACAUCUACAUCCGUCGUUUUUGGCAGCGGUACAAGCAGCCUUUCCCAGGCUAAUGUUCGCGGAUGCACUGUUCUCUACGUUGUCUCCAAGUACGCUGUGUAUGAGGCGCACCUGUGGGAAUCCCCGGGAUUUGUGUCGAGCCAGAACGGCACUGUCGCCUUCAACGAGCAAUCAUUCCAGACCAACAUUAUCAGCUACCUGACGAACGACGUGAACCUCAAGCUGCCACAGCUCACUGGCUCCGCUGCGUACCCCGACCCUGGCACUCAGAUCUACAUUGGCACGCCUGUAGCCGCUACUGGACAAGGCGCAAAGUACGUGUCUCAAAUCUCGCGCAUCGCAACAACAGUCAACCAAAUUCUUGGGCUGUCUUCUGAGCCGGCUGAGUACUACUACACGCCCACCAGCAUGGAUGGUGAAAACAACUGGCUAUUCCAGUACAAUGAGAACGCCUGCAACAAGCCUGUGUGGCAAAUUUGGUAUGGCGGUAUGGCAGAUAAUGCCCUGUGGUCAUCCAGCCAGACGUCUAGCUCCUGCGCCUCUAGUGCGGCGACGCCUUCUCGCACACCAGGAGUUCCUGCCUAUACCCCGUCCACCAUGAUGGUCAUGCCCAAAGCGACUCCUGCUUAUUAG
Messenger RNA from Aspergillus piperis CBS 112811, 1062 nucleotides. RefSeq lists its product as uncharacterized. NCBI's taxonomy places the organism in Eukaryota, Fungi, Ascomycota, Eurotiomycetes, Eurotiales, Aspergillaceae. The annotation marks the transcript as partial. The transcript has a single exon. The record is from RefSeq and is a predicted model, not a curated record.